Messenger RNA from Halteromyces radiatus, 1454 nucleotides. Its product is annotated as protein phosphatase PP2A regulatory subunit B. The record is from RefSeq and is a predicted model, not a curated record. Gene Ontology annotation, molecular function: protein binding; protein phosphatase regulator activity. Gene Ontology annotation, cellular component: cytosol; protein phosphatase type 2A complex. Bases 78 to 1388 code for a protein of 436 amino acids. Gene Ontology annotation, biological process: peptidyl-serine dephosphorylation. Lineage: Eukaryota; Fungi; Mucoromycota; Mucoromycetes; Mucorales; Cunninghamellaceae. The transcript has 10 exons.
UUUUUUUUUUUUAGUUUUUUUUUUCUUCCUUUUUUUUCUUUACUCCAUAUUCAUUGAUUUAUAACUUUUACAAUAACAUGAUGGCGGAAGAACAUAAUUGGAAGUUUGCUCAAUGUUUUGGUGAUAAAAGUGAUUCAGACGAUAUUACAGAAGCGGAUAUCAUUACGACUGUUGAAUUCGACCAAACAGGGGAUCUAUUAGCAAGUGGUGAUAAAGGUGGUCGUGUUGUUUUAUUUGAACGAAAUAAUACUAAAAAAAGUUGUGAAUACAAAUUUUAUACCGAGUUCCAGUCUCAUGAAGCAGAAUUUGAUUAUCUCAAGAGUUUGGAAAUUGAAGAAAAAAUCAACAAGAUUAAAUGGUGCAAAAGACAAAACUCGGCUCAUUUUUUAUUAACAACCAAUGAUAAAACGAUCAAAUUAUGGAAAGUAUUUGAAAAAUCUCUUCGAAUGGUUGCUGAAAAUAUAAUGUCACCGUCAAAAGUUCCUGCUGGUCAGAUUUAUAUUCCAAAGUUGACCCAUCGUGACACCAUCAUUGCCGCCGUUCCCCGAAAAAUUUAUGCCAAUGCCCAUGCGUACCACAUCAAUUCGAUCUCAACAAAUUCUGAUGGUGAAACAUAUAUCUCGUCUGACGAUUUACGCAUCAAUUUGUGGAAUUUAGACAUAUCCGAUCAAAGUUUUAAUAUUGUUGAUGUCAAACCUGCCAAUAUGGAAGAAUUGACAGAGGUGAUUACUGCAGCAGAAUUCCAUCCUUAUCAUUGUAAUACAUUUAUGUAUAGUUCAAGCAAAGGAUCCAUCAAACUAGGCGAUAUGCGUGCAUCAGCAUUAUGUGAUCAACAUGCUAUUGUAUUCGAAGAAGCUGAAAAUCCUGCAAAUAGAUCUUUCUUCUCAGAGAUCAUCUCAUCCGUAUCUGAUGUCAAGUUUAGUCAAGAUGGUCGGUAUAUCCUUUCUAGAGAUUAUCUUGGAUUAAAGAUUUGGGAUAUCAACAUGAACUCAAAACCCGUACAAACCAUUCAAAUUCAUGAUCAAUUACGCAACCGAUUAUGUGAUUUAUAUGAAAAUGACUGUAUCUUUGAUAAGUUUGAAUGUACCUUUAGUGCAGAUGGAAACUCUGUAUUAUCUGGAUCUUAUAGUAAUACUUUUCAUAUAUUUGAUCGUGAAGGAAAGACGGAUAUAUCUUUACAAGCGGACAAAACUGCAUUCAAAGCCAAACGACUAGGAUCAACCAAACAUAGGAUGACUUCUUUAGGUGGUGGUGUCAGUAGUAGUACGAGUGGUAUGAACUCUGACAAUAUGGAUUUUAACAAGAAAAUUUUACAUGCAUCCUGGCAUCCAAGGGAAAACUCAAUUGCUGUAGCUGCUACCAAUAAUCUAUUCAUUUUUACAGAAUAAAUAUACAAAUCGAUAUUGUUUUCCACUGUGCGGUCCUGGUCUUCCUAGGUUGUAAUUAGUUUCUAC